Molecule: messenger RNA, 1291 nt
Organism: Neltuma alba
Lineage: Eukaryota; Viridiplantae; Streptophyta; Magnoliopsida; Fabales; Fabaceae
Product: xyloglucan endotransglucosylase/hydrolase protein 31
Exons: 4
Coding region: 71-982 (303 amino acids)
Biological process (GO): xyloglucan metabolic process; cell wall biogenesis
Cellular component (GO): cell wall; apoplast
Molecular function (GO): hydrolase activity, hydrolyzing O-glycosyl compounds; xyloglucan:xyloglucosyl transferase activity
Source: RefSeq, a predicted model, not a curated record
CCUGGUCAUGAUCUCCAAGUGGCACUGAUCUUCCACUAUAGCAGAGUCACUCUGUUUUCGUUUCGCUUCAAUGCCAUCAUCAUCGCUUUCCUCUUUCCUCCUCAUGUCUCCUUUCUUCUCUUUUCUUCUGCUUCCUCUCAUAAUUUCUUCAAGUAAUGCUCAGGGUCCACCUUCACCAGAUUACUUCCCAAGUUCCCAAAUUAGCCCUCUUGGCUUUGAUCAAGGGUUCAGAAACCUCUGGGGUCCUCAGCAUCAGAGACUUGACCAGGGUUCAUUAACAAUCUGGCUUGACUCUAAAUCAGGGAGUGGAUUCAAGUCACUGCAAUCUUAUCAAUCUGGGUACUUUGGUGCUGCAAUUAAGCUGCAACCAGGUUAUACUGCAGGAGUCAUUACAUCAUUCUAUUUAUCAAACAACCAAGACCACCCCGGAAACCAUGAUGAAAUUGAUAUUGAGUUCCUUGGUACUACGCCGGAUAAGCCCUACGUCUUGCAGACAAACGUAUAUAUCAGGGGCAGUGGGGAUGGAAAUAUCAUAGGCAGAGAAUUGAGGUUUCAUCUUUGGUUCGACCCAACAGAAGAUUUUCACAACUACGCUAUUCUAUGGAAACCCAGUGAGAUCAUAUUCCUAGUUGACGAUAUCCCCAUAAGGAGGUAUCCUAGGAAGAACGAUGCCACAUACCCUACCAGACCAAUGUAUGUGUACGGAUCAAUAUGGGAUGCUUCGUCCUGGGCUACAGAGGAUGGAAAAUACAAAGCUGAUUACAAAUACCAACCCUUUGUUGGUAGGUACAAAAACUUCAAGCUCAAAGGUUGCACCAGUAAUGGCCCUUCCUCCUGCCAACCACCCUCUGUCUCCCCUUCUGGCUAUAGCAGCCUGACACCUCAGCAAUACGCCACCAUGCAAUGGGUCCAAAAUAACUACUUGGUCUAUAACUAUUGCCAUGACCCUAAGAGAGAUCAUACGCUCAUUCCAGAGUGCUAAGGUCAAGAUUCUCACAUGCAUUGUUUGUAUCAGCUCGCUGAACAAGAGCAAGUAAGAUCGUAAAAGUCAGCUUUUUUUAUUCACGGUUUAAAGUCUUUUGUGAGAUCAAAGUGUUUAUAUCACGAGGGGUGGUUUUAUGAGAUGGUCCCACUGUGCAAGUGUAGUUUGCAAGAGCAGCUGAGCGUCCAGCACUACCCCGCACAAAAGAUUGGAAUGUUUUUGUUGUCUAUGUGAUUUGUGUAAUUGUGAUGUACUAUUGCUUUUGAUUUUAUUAAUGAUGAAAUAAAAUGGUUAAAGUGUUUUCUAAUA